UCCGCCUCCAUUUUUUCUUGUUUUAUUCCCCCCCGCGCCCGCCCGCUUAUAUUUUUUGCCUUCGCCCUUUUUCUCGCAUGAAUCUCCUCGACCCCUUCGCGAAGAUGACCGAAGAGCAGGAGAAGUGUCUGUCCGGCGCUCCCAGCCCGACCAUGUCGGAGGAUUCCGCGGGGUCCCCCUGCCCUUCGGGCUCCGGCUCGGACGCCGAGAACACCAGGCCCCAGGAGAACACCUACCCCAAGAGCGACCAGGACCUGAAGAAGGAGAGCGAGGAGGACAAGUUCCCGGUGUGCAUCCGGGAAGCCGUCAGCCAGGUCCUCAAGGGCUACGACUGGACCCUGGUGCCCAUGCCCGUCCGGGUGAACGGAUCCAGUAAGAACAAGCCCCACGUGAAGCGCCCCAUGAACGCCUUCAUGGUGUGGGCUCAAGCGGCGCGGAGGAAGCUGGCCGACCAGUACCCGCACCUGCACAACGCCGAGCUGAGCAAGACGCUGGGGAAGCUCUGGAGGUAA
Thamnophis sirtalis is the source of this 512-nucleotide messenger RNA. NCBI's taxonomy places the organism in Eukaryota, Metazoa, Chordata, Lepidosauria, Squamata, Natricidae. The record is from RefSeq and is a predicted model, not a curated record.